Anisakis simplex (herring worm) is the source of this 507-nucleotide messenger RNA. Lineage: Eukaryota; Metazoa; Nematoda; Chromadorea; Rhabditida; Anisakidae. The record is from the annotation of a GenBank genome assembly.
GGCUCCGGCUGUAUAAUCGAUGUGAGUAUGGUGGAGAGUGUUGCGUAUCUGUCGACAUUCAUCACUGCCUAUCAAGACAUCGACAAGAUGUGCAAUGAUCCGUAUGCAUGGUUCUCGGGCAAAUCACCAAUUUAUCGCACCUAUCAAACACUUGACGACAAAUAUGUGGCCGUUGGGGCGAUUGAAAAGAAGUUCGCAGAAACACUUUUCAAAACACUUCAGUUGAAAUCAAAAUUGAGUGAUUUGGAAGAAAGGCCUGAAGUUGUCAGCAAUGAGAUGGAAACCACCUUCCGAACAAGGACGAGAAGGGAAUGGACAAAUUUAUUCAAUGGAGUGGACGCUUGCGUGACACCAGUUUUGGAUAUCAACGAAGUUGCUCUUCUGAAGCAUCAUCAAAUGAGAUCAGCGUUCACCUAUGACAACAGCAAAUUCUGGCCUUGUCCUGCACCGAGAUUCUACACCGCAGACGAUUUCGCUCGCUUACGUGAUGGGAAAGUGAAAAAAUGA